Messenger RNA from Parnassius apollo (apollo), 1461 nucleotides. Lineage: Eukaryota; Metazoa; Arthropoda; Insecta; Lepidoptera; Papilionidae. The record is from the annotation of a GenBank genome assembly.
AUGAAGCAGCUUAAUACCUUUUCACUUUUCCUGCUAAUCGGAUUUGCCGUUACCGCACCAGCACCUGACAAAAGUAAGGAGAGUAAAGAAAGCGUAGAAAGUAAGGAAAGCAAGGAGAGUGGCGAAAAUGACCAAAUCACUGUAACCAAACAUUUUUUCCCGGAUUCUUAUAUAGUAUAUAGAGGUAAACAUGAAAUUGUAAAUAUUAUUGUUCCCCUAAAUUCACUGAACUUUGAUGAUGAUGCCGAAGACAAUGACACAAAUGAUGAUAGUGAAACUACUAUAUUCUUUGUCGAAGCUGAUGAAGAUGCAGCUGGCAAUAAAAUUGACAAAGGCCUCUAUGUCCUUAAAGACGGUAAAGCUAAAAAAAUAUUGGAUAACGGACGAGACGCCGCUGCUUCUUCUGAUGACAGCAAGGACGUGUUUUUCGGUGCAAAGGACGGAAUUUACAAAUACGACCCAAAGGAAACCAAAGCUGUAAAAUACGGUACACUAACAGACAGCAUUAUUGGAAUCGCUAAAGAAAAUGCCACAGAUGUUAUUUACAUUUUAACUGAGGAUCAUGAUCUGUACAAAGUCACUGAAGAAGGGCAGAAGAAAGUUAAAAUUGAUGACGUUGUAGGUGCUCGGGAAAUCGUUUUGGAUAACUCUAAUAAUUUAUAUUUCUACGGUGUAAAUAAGAAACCGUAUGUUGUAAAUGCUGACGGUGUGAAGAAAAUAGAAGGUUUACCUGAGAACCCGACUUCCGUCAGACUUAUUAAGCCCCCUUUUUUACUGGAAAAUGGCGUGCCUUUCACGUCUAAUAAUGUUGCAUAUCUUAUUUAUCCAAAUGGAACAAGCGAAAGGACUGAUUUCGAUUUUAAAUCUAAUGCUAAACCAUCGGCUUACGGCAUGGAGGCGGCGCUAAUUCAAUACUACGGUUAUCACGCCAAACUUUCCACGGCUGGACGCGCUACUGGACAAAGUAGUGCUAUCCCAGCCUGGAGAAUAAGAAUUGAAGAACGUAUCGCAAAGGUUAGGGCCCUCAUCGGCAGACUGAUAUGCUACAGGUCAGGCAAUACCAGGCCAAGGAUUGUGCGCACAGUCAGAAUGGAGUUUGCUAGGACAAAUGUUAGUUUGUCCCACCUUGAAUUAAUGCAAAAAGUGACGGAGCUCAUAGACGACCUGAAGCAGAGAAUCGCUGCUUGGGGAAAGCGGAUUCGGCGAUAUACCGAGAGGUUGACACGGUUCAACCAGAAUUGUCUCUUCCAGAGUGAUCAGAAGAGGCUCUAUAAAUUAUUGGAGCGACCAAUGGUAAGUGGAACGGGCCCAGCACCAAAUCAGGCCGACAUGGUCGCAUUCUGGUGCGGCCUGUGGUCAGAGCCCGUAAACCACAGCGAGGGCUCUUGGACGGAAGUUGUGGCGAGUCAGUUUGCGGGUAUUAUACCCAUGGACCCCGUUAUCAUAACUCCGACGACGUAG